Molecule: messenger RNA, 1441 nt
Organism: Hordeum vulgare subsp. vulgare (domesticated barley)
Lineage: Eukaryota; Viridiplantae; Streptophyta; Magnoliopsida; Poales; Poaceae
Product: COP9 signalosome complex subunit 6
Exons: 9
Coding region: 112-1125 (337 amino acids)
Biological process (GO): protein deneddylation
Cellular component (GO): COP9 signalosome
Molecular function (GO): protein binding; metallopeptidase activity
Source: RefSeq, a predicted model, not a curated record
AAAGGACAACAGCGCAAAACCCCACCACGGACCCUCGCCGUCGCUGUCUCCCAUCUGGCCGGCGCUAGCUAGGGCACCGGUCGCCCUCCCCCUCCCCCUCCCCCUCCGACGAUGUCGACGCCCUCUGAUCCAGCGGCGUCCGCCCAGCCCCCCUCCACCGCGGCCACCUCCAGCAGCGGCCUCACCUUCAAGCUCCACCCCCUCGUCAUCGUGAACGUCUCCGACCACUACACCCGCGUCAAGGCCCAGGCCUCCUUCCCCGCCGAGACCCCGUCGCCGGGAAAGGCCCAGGCCUCCUGCUCCGCCGAAGGCUCCUCGGCGCCCGCGGAGCCGCCGAGGGUCUUCGGGUGCGUGAUCGGGGUGCAGCGCGGGCGGACGGUCGAGAUCUUCAACAGCUUCGAGCUCGUCCUCGACCCCGUCACCGGCACGCUCGAGCGCGCCUUCCUGGAGAAGAAGCUUGAGCUCUAUAAGAAGGUGUUCCCUGAAUUCUAUGUGCUGGGCUGGUACUCAACUGGAAGCGAUGUGCAGGAUACUGACAUCCUAAUGCACAAGGCUCUGAUGGACAUUAAUGAAAGCCCUGUCUAUCUUCUCUUGAAUCCUGCAAUCAACCACUCCCAGAAGGAUCUCCCUGUAACAAUUUAUGAGAGUGAGUUGCAUGUUAUCGAUGGGGGUCCACAGCUCAUCUUUGUCAAAUCAAAUUACACAAUUGAGACUGUAGAAGCAGAGAGGAUAUCUGUAGAUCAUGUUGCCCAUCUAAAACCAUCUGACGGUGGCUCUGCAGCAACUCAAUUGGCUGCUCAUCUUACAGGAAUACACAGUGCCAUCAAGAUGCUCAAUAGCAGGGUUCGUGUUAUCCAGCAAUACCUUGGUGCCAUGCAAAAGGGUGAUAUUCCACUGGAUAAUUCACUUCUUAGGCAAGUCUCAAGCCUCGUAAGAAGACUGCCAGCUAUGGAAUCGGAGAAAUUCCAAGAUGAUUUCUUAACGGAAUACAACGACACCCUCCUCAUGACUUACCUUGCAAUGUUCACGAACUGUUCAAGCACAAUGAACGAGUUGGUCGAGAAGUUUAACACCACGUAUGAGAGAUCCCCUGCCAGGAGAGGAGGCCGAGGUGCUUUCAUGUAGAUCGGUUCCAACCGUCCUGCUGCAGCUGAGGUUUUGGUGCUGGUUAUCCGUGCUGAGAUUUUGAAAAUAGUUCCCAUAUCUAGACGCAAUUUUUUGCGUGCAAUCAGUUAGGUCCGGCAGUAUCUGAGACUUUUCAAUCUUCUUAUCCUCUCUGGGUUGGAUUAAUGACUCGACGUGCCUGGGUUGAUUGAUUAUCCCUCUUGUCCCGAAGUUGACAUGUAAAGUUCGACUUAAUAGAUGUUGCUCAAGUUAACUCGUAUCUGGGUCUUAUCCUGGCUUCUUCAAAUUGGUUAUGCUCAGCAAAAUCUUGAAAUCC